Molecule: messenger RNA, 2758 nt
Organism: Varroa destructor (honeybee mite)
Lineage: Eukaryota; Metazoa; Arthropoda; Arachnida; Mesostigmata; Varroidae
Cellular component (GO): membrane
Source: RefSeq, a predicted model, not a curated record
UCAACGACGAACGGACGAGGAAGCUGAAUACUGGCAAAGUACACGAUGGGGCCUGUGACACCACUUUAUGCGGAGACAUUGAUAACGGCUUCGGACUCGAUCAGUCCCGAGCUUCCAGAAGAUCUCUACGAAUUAGCCGAAUUCCGCUUUGGUUUCCGGUCAGCUCGCGCCGCCGUUAACAUUGUGGCGAUCGCGCUUUCCAUAACGAUAUUGGCCUCUAGUCGAUGGCUACAUCGGCCAGCUAGCCCGCUGUUCAUACUGAUCUUGCAUGUUCUAUUCGUCAAUACCCUAAUUGCUUUUAUUCACGUACUGUUUUACGCUGAGACGGUUGCUAUCGAUAAACCUGCGUUAAGGCAGUUUCAUUGUGCGGCAUUGCUGGCUCAAUUUGUCACAGCAACGGCUUUUUUCGUAGCAGCGCUGAAUCUUCUAACUGUUGGCAUCAUUCACGCGAUUGAGUUAUACCGUCCCGUCAUCUGGAUUCAUACGACGAUGCUAUCAAAACAUCGAGCGUUCGGUGUGAUUAUUCUCGAGUGGUUCGGGGCAGCAUUAUUGUUCGCGUACUUCUAUUUGCCACGGCCGGAUUUUACGAGCGCGGCCUGCCAGUCGCAUCCGACAGACCUAUUCGAUAUAGAUGUGCUACUCAUUGUUACAACUGUAGUCAUGGCUCCAUUUGGCCUUUCUUGGCUUCUUUACUGCGCAUUAAUCAUUUCGCUGUGCUGCCAAUCGUCACGAUAUACCGACGCGUCGCGUAAUCACCUCUACACCUCCCUCUAUGUACUAAUAACAUUCAGCAUAGGCUUCUUGCCGGAUUUAGUAUUUGCAAUACUGUUUUGUGAGCACUGCCCGCUAUACGGCUCUCAUUGGGACGGCUAUUAUUUGGCGAUGGCCGCUGAUAUGGUAAGAGCAGCUUUGAUGAGCACAAAGUUUCUCCUCGACCCCAUAAUCUGCAUAUGGCGAAUAUGGGAAGUGCGCUCAAGUCUACGAGAGAUGCUUUCCUGUUGGGAAGGAAAUGGUGUUGAUGGAGCCAAAGACAGGGCGGAAUCGCCUGAGGGGAACGGUCGCUCUAUAUCGACAGUGUCCACAUCGAUCAUUGGUUUUUACGAGUAAGACCAGCUCUGACAACGUGUCAUUAUUGACAAGUUACACCCAUGGAUCCAUGAAGAGUCCGGCUGUCGUGAAGUCGACGAUCGAGUACCAUCAGCGGCUGAAAAAUUGAAAGCGACAUUGGACGAUAAAACGAUUCAACAAUAAAUAUAGCCACUGACAGCAUACUGCCGUAUCUUGGUGAAAAAAAUGUAUUGCUUUUCACACAAAAAAGAGAGACCUAAACCUCGUUACUUUGGCCAUAGUCAGGGAGUUGUCUGAUCAAAGAGAGAGAGAGGGAGAAAGCAAGAGAGAGAGAGAGAGAGAGAGAGAGAGAGAGAGAGAGAGAGAGAGAGAGAGAGACGAGAUGUGAUAUUAACCAUAGAGCCGAAAUUCUGACAAAUCGCUGCGUUUGAAUAGUUCGGCGAAUCAAGCAUCUCCUAAUUUCAUAUCGAACACACUUAUAUUAGGUUGCUAAAAUAUCAUGUCAUCAUUUCACACAGAUUUGUCCAGGGUGUGUGGUUCGCGUCCUAAUUAACGCCUUGCUUUUUGGUUAUUCAUUAACAUAUCAAACAGAAGUUGUUGUACCAUUCACCUAAUAGAUCCUUGAUCUUAUUAUAGAAAUGUCCUAAUGUCUGCAAAUCUGGAUUUCGCCACUGGAAGCCGUUGGCCAAAUUUGAUUAAUUCGAUUCUUCUUAAUGUCUUCGUAGCUAGACAGCACACAAUGAUACUGUUCCACGAUAUGUGAAGCUCAUUAUUUAUUGUUCCUCUGUGCUCAUUUUGCAACAUGCAAAGGAAUAGGGUCAAACGUCGGGAAGUCGGAGCUUAGCAGUGUUCCACUACUUCUACAGCCUUAGCAGACAGGGGCCAACUGAGCUAUAACAGGGUAUUCAGCUUUUAUUUAGACAUUUGCUAAUAUAUAAUGCGUAGCAUGAAGGGACGUCGCGAAAUGACCCAUCUAACAGCGCAAGUUUGUUCCAACAAUCUUACAGCUCAGUUGAAUGGAAGUACUUACCGAUCCUGAAGCUCAGGACAAUAUAACACAGAAGUCGACCGACCCUUUUAACCAACAUACACAAACGACAUUUUGAAUAGCUUAAAUGGACAGAAUAAAACGCUAUAUGUACCACUAUCUCGUUUGAUAACUUACCAUUUUUACUAGGCGCUACCAUGGACAGAUACUACAAUGCAUACGGUCAAAACGCUGCCAAUAUGUUAUUAGCUGGUAGUUUUGACUUCUGCAAAAUAUACACAACAAUGUACAACAGAAGAAAAAUAUUGAGUAAUUAUCAAGCACUAAACAGUUAUUAAGAGAAUUGCUCAAAAGGGUCAUCUUUCUCUUAUAUUACGCGUGUUAUAAGACGAAUUUUCUCUCGUAGAGGCCACUUCCAUCAAAGCAUUGCCUCAUCAAACCUCCAUUCAAAAUAGCACGAAAACCGUUGAAGCUUUUAUCUAUGAAUAUAUACUUGAUGCUUUUGAAUGCUCGAAUUCACUUACUGAAGAGGUAAUAAAGCUCAGCAAAGAAAACAUUGUUCCGGACAGACUCAUGGGACCAUGGGAUACCGAUCUUAUUUAGCAGAGAAAAAUGGAAAUUUCUGAAUAAAAAAUUGCUUUGGCAAUUAUAAAUUUUGUGCUAAUCUGUGAGAUUGAUGGCGUUCGAAAACAUCCCAACUCA